Messenger RNA from Ictalurus punctatus (channel catfish), 1579 nucleotides. Its product is annotated as vitelline membrane outer layer protein 1. The transcript has 5 exons. NCBI's taxonomy places the organism in Eukaryota, Metazoa, Chordata, Actinopteri, Siluriformes, Ictaluridae. The coding region runs from base 87 to 707 and encodes 206 amino acids. The record is from RefSeq and is a predicted model, not a curated record.
ACCUGCUCUCAGCAGACACUUUCUUCAGGGAGAUUCAUUCUGAUAACCCGAUCGUAGUUUGAGUUUAUUUUCAGCUCUAUCUGACAAUGUAUUUUGUGCUUACUGUUGUUUUGCCUCUGCUCAUGCUUUCCUUCGGGGAGUGUGCAAGUGUCAACGACACACAAAGCAAAAUUGCCUCCCCGUAUCCCAGUACGAUUUCCGUGUUGAAUGGACAGGUACGGGGAACAUGGGGAACUGCAGUGAAGUGUCCUUCAGGAACAUACGCUACGGGCUUUAGCCUCAAGGUUCUGACAAGUCAGGGGUUUUGGGAUGACACAGCCCUAAAUGGAAUUGCCCUUCAGUGCUCUAAACCAGUCGGGCCUACUGGUUAUGUCGAGGACUACACAACCAUCAGGACUGAUGAAGGAAGUUGGGGAACCUGGACACAGAACAUCUGGUGCCCCAGUGGAGUACUCAAAUCUUUCCAGCUGCGAGUGGACAGUUAUCAGGGAGUGUUUUUUGAUGACACCGCUGCUAACAACAUAAGGUUCAUGUGCACCGGAGGCAAUGUGUUGGAAGGCAGUGGAAUGAGCUGGGGUAGCUGGGGUACCUGGAGCUCAGUUUGUGAUGGAACUGGGAUUUGUGGGAUCCAAACGAAAGUGGACCCACCUCAGGGCAUAUGGGAUGAUACAUCUCUUAAUGAUGUCCGCUUCUAUUGCUGCAGCUAAGCAUGAACUGACAAGAGGAGAACAUGAACAUGAAGAAUAGCAGCUCCAUAUAUAAUCAAACUAAUGAUCUCUAUAUUUCUCAUGAAAUCAGUUCUCUAAAUAGAAUAUGAAUCUUUCAGUAAUCACAAAAAUAUACUCGCUGAUGAUUGACUCGUUUAAUAUCCUUUCCUAUACUGUACUUUUGAAUGGAAAAUCAGUUUUGAAUUACUUAAUGAAAACAUGUUCAUCAGCUUAGCAGUUUUUCUUUUGUCUUUAUUCGAAUUAAUUAUUGUUCCUGGUAAACUAGAGCUUAACACUGAGUCAUAUGUUAACACAUUUUUAGAUUGAUUUAGAUUCUUUUAAAUAUAAUUUUUCCUGCAAUUAUAUAAAAAUGUAGAUCAACUACCCUGUAAACAGUAAUCAGUGUAAAUCAUUGAAUUACAAAAUCCAUUUAUUAACACAUUGAACUGUUAGUUAUUAAACCUUUUUGCAUGGGACAUAGAUAUAGUUACAGAUAGUUACUCAUGGGACAAUCUUCCAGUAACAUUGUAAGUCAAUUCAUAUAUUCAAAAUAUAAUUGUAAUACAUCAUAACAGUACUUACAUUAACACUACUUGGACUUUGAUAAGUAUUUGUAUGGGGGGCUAGGACAUUCACAUUUUCUACUACUACUGAUGCUCACUUUGAUUAUCAGCAUCAAACACAUCAGUCGCUGUCUCGUUACUCGAAGAUAAAAGUCACUCUUGGGAUUUGAACAUGAGGCUCAUCAUCAUCUCUUCACACGACGGAUCUCUGUUCAAAAUUUCUAAUGUUCAAAUUGUAAAUAAAUUGUUCUUUUUAGAUAUAACAAAAUUUCAUUUUGUAAACAUUAAAUAAAUCAUCAUUGGCCAGUU